Molecule: messenger RNA, 11122 nt
Organism: Acipenser ruthenus (sterlet)
Lineage: Eukaryota; Metazoa; Chordata; Actinopteri; Acipenseriformes; Acipenseridae
Product: adenylate cyclase type 9
Exons: 10
Coding region: 1033-5289 (1418 amino acids)
Biological process (GO): intracellular signal transduction; adenylate cyclase-activating G protein-coupled receptor signaling pathway; cyclic nucleotide biosynthetic process
Molecular function (GO): adenylate cyclase activity
Source: RefSeq, a predicted model, not a curated record
UUUUUGGGAGGGUUGAAUAAGAAGAUUCGCAAGGUUUGCGUGACUGCAGAAACGGUCUGACAUUUGGGAAUACAUAGAUCUUUUUUUUUUUUUUUUUUUUUUUAUAACCAUCCCUCGCUAUUCUUGUCUCCUCCCACUUCUUCACUCACUCUCAGUUACACAGACAUUAACCAAGUCUCAUUAGUUUGGACCCGGGAUCGCUACAGUUGGGAAACGGAGAGGUGAGUCAGGAAAGGACGCGGCUAUAUUGAUGGGAGAAGGCCCUCCUGUUCAAAGGGGCACAGAACACUAGCAGAGGAGUGCAAGAAAAAUAAAAUAAAACGGUCUUUAAUCUUCGGUUUUAUUUGCUGCAAAGUCAAAGACUCCUCUUCCAAGCACGGUGUGUGUGUUCUCCAAGUACAACUACGCCUAGUAGUACCUGGGCGCGGUAGUGCUACAGUACAAGAAAGUAAAUAAGAUUUCAAAAGUAAAUAUUAUCAAACUAGGAAGGAAAAAAUGAAGGUGCAUGAUUAUUAUUAUUUUUUUUUUAAGAAGCCUUAAUGUGGAUUAAACACAGAGGAAAUAAAACGAGUAACAUUUGAAAUUUAACUUUCUUUUAAAAUAAACAAUUAAUUUACAUGAAAGCAGUGUUUGAAGGAUAUUGUGCAGAAACCAAAGCGGAAUAUUAAACGUUAUUAUUCAAUAUCAAACUUUCAGAAGACAUUAAUCUUCAAGAAAAAAUCGUCAGGGAGCGGGGUGCUUUAAGAAGCAGAUAUCGAUCUGUCACUGUGAGAAGAGACUUUAUAAAAAUUGAAAGGGGGUGACUAUCAAAGGUGAUUUUACAUUAAAAAAAAAAAUUAAACCAAAUGGUGGAAGUAUUGACGCAAUAUGAGAUAGACCAAUAAUGCACUGUGCAACAAGAAGACCCUGGAACUCUGUGCUCAAGUACAAGUAGACAGCCUGGGUAAAAAGGAGAGUUUUUGUUUGUUUUUCAAGCUGGGCUGGAAUAAGUGCAGGAACCUUUUUAAAAUAACUUGUGUGUGAAUUUCUGACAUGGCCUCCCCACAGCAUCAACAGUUGUUGCUCCACAGCACUGAGGUUAGUUGCAAUGCCACUGGAGAUAGCGUGUCUGUGAAGAUCAACAGCAAGCCACAGCUGCAUGACCCUGCUAGCAGCAGCAGCAGCAGCAGUGCUGGUGGCGGUGGUGGCAGCAGCUCCAAGCACUGCAAGUACAGCAUCUCCUCCAGCUGUAGCUCCGGGGAGUCAGGUGUUCGCAGGGUGGCGACUGCAGGGGCCAGGCGCCCAAAGAAGCUGCCACAGCUUUUUGAGAGGUCCUCGUGGCAGUGGUGGAACCCCAGGUUUGAUUCUAACAACCUUGAAGAAGCCUGCUUAGAGAGGUGCUUCCCCCAGACCCAGCGCAGGUUCCGCUAUGUGCUUUUUUACUUGGCAGCCGCCUGCCUCCUUUGGAGCAUCUACUUCGGGGUCAACGGUGCCAGGUGUGACUGGACUGCCUUUUUGGUCCCCACUCUGGGUUUCCUCGUCUUCUGCAUGCUGCUUUUGCUGUUCACCUUCACUCGCUUCUACGCCAGACUGUAUGUCUGGGUCUCUUUGUUGCUCUUCAUUGUCACUUUUGCCUUGACUUUGUCCCCCCAAUUGCAACGUGCUUUUUUCUUGAAAGAGGAUGACUUUGACAACAGCACAGGCCUGACUAAUGCUGCCUACUCCUGGGAGCCCUGCCUUUCCCCUGUGGGCACUUUCUCCCUGUGCAUGGAGGUGCUCCUGUUACUCUAUACCAUCAUGCACUUGCACCUGUACCUCUGUGUCUUGCUAGGGCUGGUCUAUUCAGCGCUGUUUGAGGUCCUGGGUUAUAUUUACUUUGCCAAUGACAGUGCAGAGUCCAACCCCCUUUACUGGCUGGCCCCUGCCAAGGCUCUUCUACACAUUUGCGCCCAUGCCAUUGGGAUCCACCUGUUCAUCAUGUCAGAGGUUCGCUCGCGAAGCACCUUCCUUAAGGUGGGCCAGUCCAUAAUGCAUGGAAAGGACCUUGAGGUGGAGAAAGCCCUGAAGGAGCGCAUGAUCCACUCGGUCAUGCCUAGGAUGGUAGCAGACGAGCUGAUGAAGCAAGGGGAUGAAGAGAGUGAGAACUCGGUGAAACGCUACUCCACCUCCAGCCCCAAGAACAAGAAGAAAAAGCCAUCCAUCCCCAAAGCCCAGAUCAUCUUCAGGCCUUUCAAUAUGAAACGGAUGGAGCCUGUCAGUAUCCUCUUUGCCGAUAUUGUGGGAUUCACCAAGAUGAGUGCCAACAAGUCGGCCCAUGCCCUGGUGAGCCUCUUGAACGACCUGUUUGGGCGGUUUGACAGACUCUGCGAGAUCACCAAUUGUGAGAAGAUCAGCACGCUGGGUGACUGCUACUACUGUGUGGCGGGCUGCCCAGAACCACGUGCUGACCAUGCUUAUUGCUGCAUUGAGAUGGGCCUUGGUAUGAUCGAGGCCAUAGAACAGUUCUGCCAAGAGAAGAAGGAGAUGGUAAACAUGCGGGUGGGUGUCCACACGGGCACUGUGCUCUGUGGCAUCCUGGGCAUGAGACGCUUCAAGUUUGACGUCUGGUCCAACGACGUCAACCUAGCCAACCUAAUGGAGCAGCUGGGUGUAGCUGGCAAAGUCCACAUUUCUGAGGUAACCGCCAGCUUCCUUGAUGACCGAUACCUGCGAGAGGACGGCAGGGUGAUGGAAAGGGUUGGGCAGAGCGUUGUGGCUGACCAGCUGAAAGGUCUCCUUCAAUCACUCAGCCUAGUAGCUGCAUCUGCUGGGAGAAAUGGGACUGGAGCAGCUGCCGAUUAUCCACAGCAGUCAUUUGUCGAUGCAGACUCAACAUACUGGGGUGCUUGUAGAUGGAGGCUAAAGACCUACCUGAUCUCUGGGCGGAAGGUGGAGAGGUCCCCCUGCAGCUGCUCACAGCUGGGCCUGGCUGGGUCGGAGUCUGGGGACGGGGCCUCCAGGGCGCAGACUCCAGAGACCAUCACCACCACAGAGGCAACACACACCAACAGCCAGACUGACAGAACCAAGGAGCCGUGUCCCUCGUGCAGCGUGAUGCUGGUCCCGAGCUGUGACACCUCAAUUGAAGACAGUACUGUCCAGAAUGGCUGCCAAGAGGACCACAAGAACAACACAAAGCCUAUUCCAGCAGGGCUUAGCCUGAAGAAUCAAAAUGGGCUGCUGAGCCCUCCCCCAGAGGACAAACUGACCAAUAGUCAGACUUCGCUAUGUGAGAUGCUACAGGAGAAGGAGAAGGGGAAGUGGGUGGGGGUCAGUAUGGACCAAUCGGCCUUGCUCCCGCUGCGGUUCAAGAACAUCCGCGAGAGGACUGAUGCACACUUUGUCGACGUCAUCAAGGAGGACAGUCUGAUGAAGGAUUACUUCUUCAAGCCACCCAUAAACAAGUUGAGUCUAAACUUCCUGGAGAAGGACCUGGAAAUGACAUACCGCAUCAGCUACCAGAAGGAGGUGAAGGACAGAGUCCCGGUAAAGACAUUUGCCAGCUCCACCUUCAGCUCCUUCAUCGACGUGCUCCUGUCCUCCGCUGUCUUCCUCUUCCUCACCAUCGGCUGCUUCCUAAAGCCCUGGGUCUCUGGCACCACGGCCCCUCCAGCUGCCAUCGCUGUCUGUGUGCUUGCCAUUCUGCUGGAGCUGCUCUCCCUCGUCCUGUCCGUGCGAAUGGCAUUUUACCUGGAUGAAGUAAUGGGCUGCACCAAACACCUGCUGCAAGUCAUAUCUGGCUGGAUCCCCCGGCAUUUCAUUGGAGCCAUCCUCAUCUCCAUCCCUGCUCUCUCUGUCUUUUCCCACAUCACCUGCGAGUUUGACUCCAGCAUCCAUUUCACCAUGUUCAUGUGCUGUGCGAUCAUCAUCACCAUCAUCCAGUACUGUAACUUCUGCCAGCUGAGCUCCUGGAUGAGGUCCUCCAUUGCAACAGUGGUGGGGGCGGUGCUGCUGAUCCUGCUCUACACAUCUCUCUGCCCUGAGGAAACAGCCACAUUACUGAGUUCCACCCUGUCUUCCAGGCUGGGCUCCUCUAACAGCUCUGUACCCGAGAUGCUGCAGCCACUGGACCUGAACAGACAGGAAGUGAUCCUGGCUUUCUUCCUGCUACUCCUGCUGGUGUGGUUCCUGAACCGGGAGUUUGAGGUGAGCUACCGGCUGCACUACCAUGGCAACGUGGAAGCUGACCUGCACCGUGCGAAGAUCCAGACCAUGCGGGACCAGGCCGACUGGCUGCUGCGCAAUAUCAUCCCCUACCACGUGGCUGAGCAGCUGAAGGUGACGCAGAGCUACUCCAAGAACCACGACAACGUGGGUGUCAUCUUCGCCAGCAUCGUCAACUUCAGCGAGUUCUACGAGGAGAACUACGAGGGUGGAAAGGAGUGCUACCGCGUGCUGAACGAGCUGAUUGGGGACUUCGACGAGCUGCUGAACAAGCAGCAGUACAACAACAUUGAGAAGAUUAAGACCAUCGGGGCCACCUACAUGGCUGCUUCGGGCCUCAACCCCUCACAGUGCCAGGACACCAGCCACCCGCACGGGCACCUCCGCACCCUCUUCGACUUCGCCAAGGAGAUGAUGUGCGUUGUGGACGACUUCAACAAGGACAUGCUUUGGUUCAACUUCAAGCUACGCAUCGGCUUCAACCACGGGCCACUCACGGCCGGCGUUAUUGGCACCACAAAGCUGUUGUACGACAUCUGGGGCGACACGGUGAACAUCGCCAGCCGCAUGGACACUACUGGUGUGGAGUGCCGGGUGCAGGUGAGCGAGGAGAGCUACCGCAUCCUCAAAGAGAUGGGCUACGACUUUGACUACAGGGGUACCGUCAACGUGAAGGGGAAAGGCCAAAUGAAAACGUUCCUGUUCCCCAAGAGCGUGGACAGUGGGAUGGUGCCACAGCACCAGCUCUCGGUCUCGCCGGACAUCCGUGUCCAAGUGGACGGCAGCAUUGGACGCUCCCCCACGGAAGAGCUUGCCAACAUGGUCCCCUCUGCCGGUGGCCAUGGCUUAGACCGCACCCCUCCACAACGGGCAGCAGCUGCUUUGGAGAAGUUAGAACUCAUGGACUCGUCGGGCCACCUCAGGGCAGCUCCUGUUGCCGCCUCCAGCCCAGGCAACACCCAGAGACCACACCCGGCCCGAGCCUUGGCCACACCUGCCAACCUGCCUGCUACAGGGCAAGGGACUGCCGAAGAAGAGGAGGAGGAGGAGGAGGAGGAGGAAGAGGCAGACGAACUGACAAAACUCAAAAUCUCAGAAAGCUUAUGAUGCUGCCUGACUCGGAUUUUAGGCUUAACUUCUCUGUUUCUGGAUGACACCUUAGAGGGGGGAAAAAAGAAAGAAAACUUUUUUUACAUCCAGUUUUCCCGUUUUGCUUUUUUUCACUCAUUUUCUUGUUUUGUUUGUUUGGUGGUUUACAUUUCACAAGAAAAAGGAGGCACUGUUUACUGUGUGGAUCACAGUAAGGAGGGUAUUGUUCCCUUCUUUAAUUUUUUUUUUGUGUGUGUUGGAUUAAUUAAGUGCCUUCAGAAAUACUCUUAACAGUCAGGGGCGUGAAAAGAAUUGUCAUAACAUGGCUUUUAUGAAACAGACAACAGGAAAAGCUGUGGAUAUUAUUUUGUCACAAACACUUUAUUAAAAUUUUAUUGUGAUAUUAUUAUUUUACAUAACUUUACAAUUCCAGCAAUGGUAUUUACAAAAGAAAACAAAAUACUGAUGUUGAAGAGUGCCAGUAGUACACUAUGGUAAGAGGAGGAGGGGGAUGCAGGGAAGUGUAACAGGUGUGUUUAGCUUUUUGUCUACAGACUUAGGAUUACAGUGGAACCUCACCCAAUACUUCACUGGACCUAUCCAGCCCCUGCUCGGAAGUCUGUGCAAGUACAGCUAUACAUAGUGCAGAGUACAAAGGUUGCGUUGCAAGAAUGAGACAGUGGUAGAACUUAGCACAUCAAAGGGGAAAACAAAUCUGCAUUCCAGGCCAAUAUAUUUUUCUACAUUUUUUCUUUUUCUUAGUUUAACGGCAGCUUUAUUCUUUUUAUUUUACUUCUAUGUAAAGUCGCCACUGAUAAAAACUAGACACUCUGAAUUCUGAGCUGCACAGUUAUAAGUAAUCUCCAGUUUAGCCAGUCAUUGCUGCUUAUAUGUCAUAUUUGCUUGUAAGCAGAGGACAACAUUCACUGCAUUCUUACCCGGAGCUUGGGCCCCCCACCGGUACUCAAACUGACAAUGGUAGUGUGCAGAAGGUCAGUGUUCUGUGAAAAAGCACUUUUACUGUUGUACACACCUCAAUUACUGGAUUAAAUGCUGCACCUUUUUCUCUCUUUUUGUUGUGCUAUUUUACUACCCAACUGCAGUGAAUGUUGUGCCAUAGAGAGUUCUAUUCAUGAAACAGCUGUGUUGUAAUUUGACGUGAAAUGUUUUAAAGUAAAACAAAAACAUAGCAGUACAGUGCGGUUUAGUCUGCACUUUAAAACGAACUCCUCUUUGUGUUAUUGGAUAUGGUUUAAGUCAUCCAAAGUUAUGUAGCAGUUAGCAUUCACAAAGUGGCAUUUAGAAAAAUUGUCAAUUACUUUUCAGAUUUGCCGUCUCAACUUAUUAUUCACGCUCCAUUUUGAAAUAUCUUAGUGUUGUAUGGUGGAAUUAAAAUACUGUAAUAUAAAACCUCAUUUCAGUAUUCAUGAAUCUCCACAGUUACUCAGCAUCACAAAGAAGUACUUGCUAUUAAGUGAUACGUGUGCAUAAAGCAUUUCUGCUGACUGAUUCCACUAAGAGGUUCCACUGUAUUCAUAUACUUUUAUUAUUAUGUGCCACUUUCAUUUCUCUGUGCAAUGUUACCCACUGCAUUCAUACCUGUUUUAUUAGUAAUAUUAUUAUAAUUAUCAUUAUUAUUUUGUAUAUUCAGACUGCACCAGCAUGUGGGUAACUAUAUAUUAUGUACAUCAAAUAAAAAGGCCACAGUCCAGGUUUUAGAAGUGAAGUUACAAAGGGUUGGGUGCUUUUUUUCAUUUGUUUCCUGUUUAAUCAUGCUAUCUAUUUUAUUGGAAGGGAAGUUAUGUAUUUUGUUAAUCAUUGUCUAACUUUUUGUACUAGUACAUAAAAGAAACAUGUAAUAUGUUCCAAAAGAUUAUGACUGCUGUUUACAAGAGGGUCCUGGUGCUCAAAAGACCACUAUACCUAAAGCUCAGCUGCUUUUAAACAGAAAUGGCCUUGCAUAAUAAUGAGGCUGUGUGCAAAUCAAUAAGCCUGCCCACAGUGCAAUAAUUUAAAUACAGAACAGUACUGGUCAACUGCUCUUGCAAGGAGGAGCAGCAGUAAUAUGUAUUAGGCACACAUUUCAAAGCCCCAGAAUGUAUUAAUUAAUACUUUUAAUUGCUCCUGUGGCAACGUGACACAGUGCUUCAGAGACUUACAAAAGUUUUACAUUCUGCGUGGAAUGAUACCAAAUCACACAACACUGAAUGCUGAUGUUUGCUGCUUUAUCACAGUCUUCAGUCCACUCAUGCCCAUAAUUUUAUUUUAUUUUUUUUAAUUAAGUCGUUGCCAAUUAUUUUUUAUUAUUUUCUCCCAAUUUGUAAUGGCCAAUUGUUUUUAGGCUCAGCUCACCGCUACCACCCCUGCGCUGACUCGGGAGGGUGAAGACGAACACACGCUGUCCUCCGAAGCGUGUGCCAUCAGCCGACCGCUUUUUUUUCACACUGCGGACUCACCAUGCAGCCACCCAAGAGCUACAGCGUCGGAGGACAACGCAGCUCUCGCUCGGGCAGCUUACAGGCAAGCCCACAGGCGCCCAGCCAGACUACAGGGGUUGCUGGUGCACGGUGAGCCGAGGACACCCUGGCCGACCUAACCCUCCCUCCCCCCCGGUGGCGCUCAGCCAGUUGAGCGCUGCCCCCUGGAAGCUCCCAUCCUCGGUCGGUAAAGUAAUAGCCUGGACUCGAACUCGUGACGUCCAGACUAUAGGGCACAUCCUGUAUUCCACACGGAGCGCCUUUACUGGAUGCGCCACUCAGGAGCCCUCGUGCCCAUAAAUUUUAGAAAGUCCCUGUAUAGUUAAUAGACGGAGCACUGCUCCAGUGUAUUGUAAAUGUUGAGUCGAUUCAGCAUGACCUUACCCAAAUUUAGAGCCAAAUUACCUGAUUGUCUCUAUGGCUAUUGUCUAAAUACAGUCAACACAACAGUGACGGUCUCAAUGCAGGGGCCAUAGGCUGCCAGUCAUGAAGCACAGUAAGAAGUGUAAAGAAUAUAUUAGUGUUUGAUAUUUGUAUUGUUUUCGGUAAAAACUGCGGCAUAUUGCACUGCUUUUUAUGUUAAUUUCAUAGUAGUGGACAAAAAAUAUGAUAUUUAUAAUAUAUGGAAUACUAUUCUGUUUUGGCCUCUAAAUAUACUCUUGAAAUAUAACAAUCAGACAGCAAAGUUGAGGUGGUUUAGCAUGUGUAUGAGAGGUGGGCAGAGAAAUGACUUUGGCAAUCUCCUGGUAGAUUAACAAGCCAGGACAUGUGGAUUAAAAGAUCAAAACAAUCACAAUAGUGUUUAAAGGUCAGACGGUGUUACCCUGUACUAGCCUAUUUAUAAUUUUUUUUUAGUUUUUUAGUAGUUUUUUUUUUUUGCUGACAGUAUUAAAAGCCUAGGGAAGCUAGCUCACAGGUUUUUUUGAAUGCUAAAUGGGAUCUGGAGAUAAAAGUAUUACUACCAAAAUUAAGGGAUUUUUUUACAACAUUCAUGAAUGGUAGUUAAUGUAUCUGACAACAUACUGUCAGUGCCUUCAAAGAAUUGAGUAUUGUUUCAUAUUCAUUUUCUCGACCAGUAGAGCUGUUUUGAUUAAUUGGGGUGAGCUAUUAGUGGAUAUAGACUCUGUUGAUGCUCCUUUACGCAGCUUGGAUACUGUUGUCUAUAAUACAGCUAGAUAUAAUAUAAAGAUAGACUUUCUUUACAUACGUUUUUCAUCUUUCAACUUCCUUUUUAUAUAUCGAUUUGAGCACUGUGCUUUUUAUAUGAGCAAUGAUGGUUGUAUAAAGGACAUUAAUAGGGGUUUUCACUGUGCAUUUCAUUAUAUACAUAGUGUCUAUCGGCAUUAUAUUUCACUCCAUAGUAAAAAAAAUAAAUAAAUAAAAGAAUGAGUACUUACUCAUUUUUUAAAUACCUAAAAGAGAUUUGGAUUAUGUAGAAUUUAUAUUAACAGAAGAAGGCUUAUUUUUCAGACUUGAAUCCAUGAUGCAAUAAUCAAGCUUCGGUUGUUUUUAUUUACUGAAUAUGUUAGGUUUGUGUCGAUGACAGCACACAACCCUGGUUUAAUUUCUAAAACCUGUACUGCAUUAAAAAGGCAAGGUCAAGAGUCAAUUCAGCAAGACUAUGUUUGCAUACAACUAGACUAAAGCAAGGAUUAGCCUUCAAGCAUGCAUUCUUCAUAAGAAUGGGAAGUUUGGGAAGCAUUACAUUACAUUUUAUGGAAGUGCCAUUUGACAUUUAUAGUAUUACAGAGUUACAUACCUUUAUUAUAAUAAAACUUAAAAUAAAGUACAUUUUAAGUAUUACUUAAAAAUAAAACUGUGCUGGAUCGAUAAGCAAUAGCCAGGACAGCUGAUGUGAAUCAAAAACUUUAAACAGACCAGUACGAAGUAAUUUAAUUUAUUUAGGGCUCCAAUUUGUCAAAGCUUGGUACUCCAGAGUGCUAGUUUCUAAUUAUAGUCCACAAGUUAGUUUGUACUAAUGUUGGAAGAUUACUGAUAUGUUGUCCUCUCACAAAGAUGGUGUGAAUUGCACCCUUGAGUAGACAACUUCGAAGGGUGCUCUGUAUCUCUCUACAUCAAUUGGCGAGGCAGGUUCAUGGUUUAUUGUCUUAUCUGCAGGAGGCAGAGGGAGACUGUGCACCCCAACACCCACUAUUAUUUUGUGCCUUAUUCCUCUGUUGAUAUCUUACAAUCCAGACAGCAGCUAGUACAUAUCUUCCAGGUAUGCAACUCUUAGGUAAGACAGGACUAAUCCUCCCUAUGGUCCUACCCAUUUUUGUAAAAAAAAGUUUCUGUUGCAUGAGUCUUGGCCUUUCUUUUGUUUCAAUUGGCUGCUGCUCCACCCUCCUUGCUAUUACCGAGUGUGUGUGUGUGCGAGUGUGGGCAUCGCCGACAUAGGUUCAGGGGUGGGAGUCUUAGAACAAUUGCUACUGCUAGGGCUGUAUAAUAUAUAUUUUAUAUAUUAUAUAAAUGUAUAUACAUAAAUAUAAAAUAAAAAGGGUAUACUGAAGCCUUGCAUCUGUAAAUACUGCGCCUAAGCUUUGUGUUUAAAAACAAAAAAAAAAAAUACAAAAUAAAAAAAUGGUAUUGGUAAGCUAUAUAUGUACAUAGAUUUAAAUAAUAAUAUACACAUAUAUUAUCUUUGACUUAUUACUACCAGUCUGUAACCGAUUGUAUAUUAUAGUUUUACUGUGAAUAAUAGCAGGACAGAAAGUUGACAAUUCUUCUCUACAUUCAAGACACACUCCGCAACUUGAAGAUAGAUGCUUUUGUUCUUUGUACGGAUAAAUUGCUCAAGAAGUCUGGUGUUUCCUCCAAAUAUGUUGUCUGUUUAAAUCAUUUUGCUUAUUGUUGUUAUUUGUUAAUCAUGUACGCAAACAAAUGCAAGUGUACACAACCAUAUAGAGUAUACAUCUGUAUGUAUAUGUUUACAUACUGUAUCAAUAGAGAGUACUAUUCCAUGUUUCUGCUUGUUUUUUUUUUUAUUUAGUAAAAGUUUACAUGUAUUCACAGAUUCAAGCAUACUAUAUACACACAGAUACACAUACAUUUGUUUUUGUUACUAAUUGUGAAUAUUAAAUGUAUUUGGGAUCUUUAGGCAUGUAGUAGUUCUGAAGUGUGUUUAGCAAAGGUUUGUAAUCCCACUAAGCAAUUUCUGUCUUAUCAACAUUUCAGAUAUGCUCAUGUUAGAAUAUCCAGAGCAACAAAUAUAGAACAAAUGUAGUAAGUAAUUGAAAUCUAAUGUAAUAUAUCCAGGUUACAAAGUAGAGAGUGAGGCUCAUAUUUUGUGAAAACACUUUAAAAAUUGGUCAGCGUAUUCAGUUGCCUUGUCCCAAAACAAAUGUUGAGGUACGGAAUAAAGAUUAAUUAAAGAA